AUGGGCCAGCGGACGACGCAGCGCCGCGGCUUCAGGUUCUCGGCGUGGCGGAGGAACGCCAACGGCGAGAAGCCGCAGGAGAAGCUCUCGCUGGGCCAGCGCCUCAAGAAGCUCUCCAAGGAGUACGGCUGGUCCGCCGUGGGCGUCUACCUGGCGCUGAGCGUCCUCGACUUUCCGUUCUGCUUCCUCCUCGUGCGCAUCGUCGGGACCGACACCAUCGGCAAGAUCGAGCACUACGUCGUCGAGUCGGUAAAGCACUGGGUCCCCGAAUCGGUGCGGGACGCGGCCCAUAGGUACUGGAGCUCCCUCAAGAGCGUGGAGACGGAGAAGCUCGGCGACGACGGCAUCAGCGAAAAGGUCGAAAUGGCCGGCUGGGGCGUCGAGGAGGCCAGCGAGCGCAACAAGGAGGAAGCGAGCUUGGCAACGCAGCUCGCCCUCGCGUACGCCAUUCACAAGAGCUUCAUCUUCAUCCGGGUGCCACUCACCGCGGCCGUGACUCCCAAGGUCGUCAAGGUGCUCCGUUCCUGGGGCUGGAACAUCGGCAAGAAGCGCCCCUCGUAG
Messenger RNA from Purpureocillium lilacinum, 561 nucleotides. RefSeq lists its product as uncharacterized. Lineage: Eukaryota; Fungi; Ascomycota; Sordariomycetes; Hypocreales; Ophiocordycipitaceae. The record is from RefSeq and is a predicted model, not a curated record. Gene Ontology annotation, cellular component: mitochondrion.